CUAUUUAACAUCUCCGCCAUUAGCAAAUUAAAUAAUUGUAAGUUUUCAAAAAUCAUAAAUUGGGCUGAAAAUUGCAGAAAGCCAAAAGAAAAAUAUUUAAAAGGUUAUUUUACAAUGGCAAAAACUAAAAGAUCGAAAAAAGAUUCAACAGAAUCUGAAGAAACGGCAACUUCUAGUUCAGGGAGUUCGGAUUCUGGUUCUGCUUCCGAAACAGAUUCCUCUAGUAGUUCUGAAGAUGAAAAAGCACGGGCAAAAAAAUUAAAGGAAAAACGCCGAAAACAAAAACAACAACGUGAAAGACAAAAAGAACAAUCGUUAUCUUUUUCUCUAAGUGAAUCUGAAAAUGAAAAAUUAAAAAAAAAGCGUAGAGAAAAGACUAAAGAAAAAAGACGUAAUCCAUCGGAAAAAGGAAUUAGAGAUGAAAAACGUUCUAAAAAAAGGCGCGUAACUGAAGAAUUGGAAUAUGGUGAGGAAAAAAAACUUUCAUCACAGUCGUCUCCGCAACAAUCACAUCGACAUACAAGUCAUCAUCAUAGUCGCGAUCGCAGCCGUGAUUCACAAACGGUGACAGAUCAUCGUCGUCACGAAUAUGUUGAAGCAAGCUCCAAGUGGGAAAGUCCUGAGCAUCCGAGAGAAUAUUCAGAAAAAAGGCGAGACCCUGGUAAUGGAUUUUACCAAAAUGAAAAUAAAACAAACCGAAGAAAUCCUUUCGAUGACCGAAAUAGGGAGCAUCAGGCACAUCAACCGCAACAGAUUUAUCAUCACGAUGAUAGAAAUCAACCACAACAGCAACAACAAUUUCGCAAGCAUAACACAUUCGAAAAUCGGGAUCAAUUCCGAAAUAGGCAAGAUAGUUACCAUGAUAGAGAUCAAUAUAAAAGAUUCGAUACUCAAAGAGAAAGAAGACCAUUCCCACAUCCGCAACAACAACAACAUCAUCAGCAACCACCACAGCAGCAAAGAUUUCAGAAUAGAAAUUGGAAUGAUAGAAAUAUUGAUCGCAAUGAUUUUCGAAAUCAAAACAAUAGACCCUUCAAUAAUUGGAAUAAUAGUCGAGGCGGCGGUAGAUCUUUUCAAGAUAGAAGGGGUGGAGGUCAUCCUGGUGGUGAAAAAAGAAAUGAUUUUUAUGACCGUAGAGGGCCUGAUGUGAGAGGGGAACGGAGAGAUAUGCCAGAACGACGAGAUUUACCAGACCGCAGGGAGCGUAAUGAUUUCCGUCGAAACAGUAACGAUAGGCGGAUUGAAAACUUUGACAGAAAUAGAGCUGGAAAAUCUGGUGAAAGUAUGGAAAGAAAUAGACGACCAAAUUAUAACGACAAUAGACGGGAACCACGAAGAGACGGAUCGGAAGAUCGAAAAAAUUUCACUAGCAGAAAAAAUGAUUUUCAAAAAAGCACCGGUAACAGUUUAAGUGGUGAACGUCGUCCAAAAGAAAGACGAUUUUCCAGUCGGUCUCCAGAUAAACGAUCACAGCAAACUAUAAGUGAAAAAACCUCACACCGUGAACGUAGUUGGGAUAAAGGCAAAAGACAAAGUCGCAGUCCUUCGCCUCGUAAAAGAUCAUUCAAACGAGAAUUAAAUAGUGAAGACAAAGAUUAUGAAUGGGGCGGCAGCAGACGCCGCCGUUCCAGGUCAAAAAAUUCAAGAGGAUCACGUGAUUCCUCUGGUGGUCCACCAUCUGAAAAACAAAAACCUACUUUUGCUUUAAGUGGAAAAUUAACUGAGGAUACCAAUACUGUUAAUGGCGUUGUUAUUAAAUAUGCUGAACCACCAGAAGCUAGAAAACCAAAACGACGAUGGCGUUUAUACCCGUUUAAGGGUGAAAAAGCAAUGCCAACUUUAUAUAUACAUCGACAAAGUGCAUAUUUAAUUGGCCGAGAUCGCAAAGUUUGCGAUUUACCAGUUGAUCAUCCUUCAUGUUCUAAGCAACAUGCUGUUUUACAAUAUCGUCUUGUUCCAUUUGAAAGAGAAAAUGGUACUGUUGGAAAACGUGUUCGUCCAUAUAUUUUGGAUUUGGAGUCAGCUAAUGGAACAUAUUUAAAUAAUAAACGUAUUGAAUCGAAAAAGUAUUUUGAACUAUUAGAAAAGGACGUUAUAAAAUUUGGAUUUAGUUCAAGGGAAUAUGUUUUGUUACAUGAAAAUAGUAAAGAAGAUGAAUUGGAUGACGACGUAUAUGACGAUAUUCCAAUAAAAAAGGAAAGGAAUUAAAUUUAUUACUACGAUGAUUUUUAUUGAUAUUUAUUCAAAAGUUCAUCAAGGAUAUUAUUGACAAAAAAAUCAAUCAUCGUAUCUUCAAUAUUAUAACAAUAAUCAGAAUUUAUGAAAAAAUUAUCAUCGUCGUAUUUUUUUCUUAGAUAUUAAGAGUGUAAUUUUAAGAAUUAUCAUCUCCAAAUGAAAAUUAAACACAGUCCAUCAAAAUAGAUUGAAGAAUUUAACAAAAUUUAAGUAAAUUACAUUUUAAUUGUAUUCACGAUUGCAAAUUCAUAAAAU
Molecule: messenger RNA, 2490 nt
Organism: Condylostylus longicornis
Lineage: Eukaryota; Metazoa; Arthropoda; Insecta; Diptera; Dolichopodidae
Product: probable serine/threonine-protein kinase DDB_G0280133
Exons: 2
Coding region: 115-2208 (697 amino acids)
Biological process (GO): miRNA processing
Cellular component (GO): nucleus
Molecular function (GO): protein binding; mRNA binding
Source: RefSeq, a predicted model, not a curated record